CAAGUAGCUUCAUCACAACCUAACAUCAAAGCAGUGUUCCUUACUCUCCACAGAAAAUCGAAGGCCUCCAUUUGGUGAAAGAGUAUCUCUACACCUAUGGCUACAUCCAAAACAAUAGUUCUUCUGGAAACUUCACUGAUCUCAUGGAUGAAAACAUGGUAUCAACUAUUAAGGAUUACCAACGGUUCUUCAAUUUGGACACUACCGGAGACAUAGACAAUGAUACGUAUCAGCAGAUAUUGCUGCCGCGCUGCGGUUUGCCGGGUAUGAACGUUACUUAUGACCUCCCUGUGAACUUCUCAUGGCCUCAAGGGACUCUGUUGUUCGCUAACAGCACCAAGAUCCUCACGUAUGGGUUCGACCCAAGGAUUCUGAACUUCACAGAGACAACAUUCAAAGAUGGCAACAUCAAGAUUGUGUUCAUGGACCUUUCUAACAACGGGACGAUCGGAGACGAGUUUGGGGCAGCACUUUAUGAAGGCUCUAGUUUCGGGAUCAUGGUAAUGGACAGCUCUAAAACAUGGGUGCUUCCAAAUGUUAAGACAAUGCAGUGCAGAUCCAACAGUUAUAUUUCCUUGGUAAGCCUAGUAAUCAACAUUCAAACUCACAACAUGGUGUUGACACUGGUAGGGGAUUCAUUUUGGCAUCUGUGUUUCUUGGAUUUGCUUCCAUGGUUCUGUUCUAAAUUCCAGUUAUCUUGUGCACUGGAAAAUCCAUUUCAUUAUAGGUAUGGCAAAAUCAAUGUGAAUCAAUUGUAUUUUGGAAUUCUAAAGUAUCAUUAA
Molecule: messenger RNA, 782 nt
Organism: Arachis ipaensis
Lineage: Eukaryota; Viridiplantae; Streptophyta; Magnoliopsida; Fabales; Fabaceae
Source: RefSeq, a predicted model, not a curated record